GACACGUGUACUUUACGCAAAACAUCCAGCGACGGUUACGUAAAUAGUUCCCAUCAUGCUGUUCGCAGGCACUUCUCCACAAGCCAGACGACCGGGGGGAGGAGGAGGCGGAGGCUGCCAGCCGAAGAGCCGGCUGAAUCUUGUAGCGGAUUUACGGUGCCUGUCCUCCAGUCUACCAGAGCAGGUGACGGCAGAGAAUGAAGACAAAGAUAACAGCGUCAUUAGACAUUAUGGUUUCUUUCCAAGAAGCUCUUCCUUCUAGUCCAUGAGUGUCUUCGAGGUUUUCAAAAGCCUUCUUUUGCCAGGGGGGAUUCGGGUGUCUCAGUCCAUUCUGAUCCAGGACACCGCCGGGCGAUGACAGCGGCCACAGCCACCCCGCGGUUGAUGAGAGACCGACUGCUGCAGGCCAUCGACGGCCAGAGCAACGUACGCAACAUGGUGGUGGUUGUGGAAGUGAUUUCCAGUUUGGAGAAAUACCCUGUCACCAAAGAGGUCUUGGAGGAAACUCGUCUUGGGAAGCUGAUUAAUGAUAUCCGGAAAAAGACCAAGAAUGAGGACCUUGCAAAAAGAGCCAAGAAGCUCCUUCGGAACUGGCAGAAACUGAUCAACCCUGGGCAGUGUGACUUGCUGUCCAAAGGACUCGCUGGUGCAUCAUGGUCUUCCAAAGGUAGCACUCAUCCCUGCUCAUCUCCUUCAGCAGCUCCUCCAGCUUUUAGUAAAACAGGCUCAGAGUUGAAGGCCAGAAGUGACUUCAACAACUGUUCUCCAAAGCUUGAGCAGAUAAGCAACAAGAAACGUAGGCACGACAAGAAAGAGGGUCAACUCUUACCAGCAAAGAAACCCCAAAUCACUCAUGGUGAUACAAUACAACACUCAAAGCAGCUGCCAUCCAAUGGACUAGGUGGAAGUUUCAAAACUGCUGCAAACAUUCAUACACACCAACCAGUAGACAGGGAAACAUCUAACAAUUUGGACAGUGACAAGCCAAAUAAAGUCUCUAUUCAUGCUGUCAAACCUCAUCCAAGUGCCUCUGUCUACAGUAAGCCUCCUAGCGCCCUUGUGCAACAACAAGUUAGAUGGGAUAAACCUGCCUCUGGGAGUCAGCAUCAACCCAGAAGCCCUCAUUUCUCAUUGCAGCAUCCUGAGCAUCCAAAGCGAGAAGCUGUAGGCAAGAAAACUGUUUCCAAAACACAGAGUGGUUCCAGUCCAAGUGUGAAGGUUGGGACUGAGGACAUCUCUGGACUUGGUGAUUCUGCUCCGUUGUUCAGUGUCCAGACAGACCAUUCAGGUUCUGCAAAUUUGGAGUCUCAAAGCAGGACUUCCAGUACAUCGCUCCGUAACUCUAGGUGUGACGGACUCAGUUUGGAUGAUGAGAAUACUAUUAAUGAUGCUGGGAAAAAGAAAAAACAAAAAUGCAGGGCUAAAGAUUAUGUUGUGAAGCUAGGUGGGCCAAUUAGGAAAGACAGCAGUAGACCAGUGAGGUUAAAAGACAGAAGGAUAACAUUUGAUCCAUCAACAGGACAAAUUAAACCCACCUGCCUUAAGGGCUCUUCCGAAAAGAAGGAAGUCUCUGAACUCCAAUUAUCAGAUCAGCUGAAGAAGAAUCACCCCAUCUCUCCCAGUCCCUUUCAGCAGACAGAUUGGAAAGAGCUGUCAAGGAGUGAAAUAAUCCAGUCAUACUUCACCCAUCAGAGCAACAUCCUCUUGUCGUCUGGUGUCCACACACCUACAGGCCACUUUUUUAUGACGGACGUUUGUAAAAGAGUGGAUCACCAGAAAAGCAAUGCCACAGAAACUCACAUACUGGCAUCUGAUCAGCCUGCCAGAGAGUUACCUGGAAUUGGCAGAGAAAUCAACAAUGACGACCUGAACCGACUACAGAGGCAGCGUUGGUCCGGAGUUAACGGUUGCUAUGACACGAAGGGUAACUGGUACGACUGGACAGAGUGCAUCUCUUUAGAUCCACAUGGAGAUGAGAGCAGACUGAACAUAUUGCCCUACGUCUGUCUGGACUAAACAGACUUGGUUCAGCUGUGAAACAACUGAGUUUAUAAUAUCUGGAAAAUGUCAAAUGUUUGGAAAAAUUUUAAGAGAAUUCUGCCCUAUUUGGGAGUCCUGGAGCUUUGGUCCAUUCGGCUUUUAUAUUGUACUGUAAGCUUGUGAACACAUUUUCUGAGUAUUGUCUUGUUGUCAUUUAAUAACAGCAUUGUGAGAACUUAAAGGACACAGAGAGGUCUAUAUUUUCAGUGCUCAUUAGCAACACAGAUAUAUUUCAUGUUCAACAUGUCCAAAGUUAAUGGUAUGCCCUUAUGUUCAGACCUUACAGAUUCAGUUACAAGUGCACAGCUUUAAAUACGAUUUCUCACAUGUCCUCAGUGAUCACAUCUCAGUUACUUGCUUUGCAUUGCAAUGAUCUCAGAGCCAUGUCGUAAUGUAAACAGUGGAAAACAGGUAUUUUCAUCCAUUAUAUAGAGACAUACAGGGGUUGGACAAUGAAACUGAAACACCCGUCAUUUUAGUGUGGGAGGUUUCAUGGCUAAAUUGGACCAGCCUGGUAGCCAAUCUUCAUUGAUUGCACAUUGCACCAGUAAGAGCAG
Molecule: messenger RNA, 2597 nt
Organism: Girardinichthys multiradiatus
Lineage: Eukaryota; Metazoa; Chordata; Actinopteri; Cyprinodontiformes; Goodeidae
Product: mediator of RNA polymerase II transcription subunit 26-like
Exons: 3
Coding region: 355-2016 (553 amino acids)
Biological process (GO): positive regulation of gene expression; regulation of transcription by RNA polymerase II
Cellular component (GO): mediator complex; nucleus; core mediator complex
Molecular function (GO): transcription coregulator activity
Source: RefSeq, a predicted model, not a curated record